AUGUGUACCAAGCAAGAAGUCCGUGUGCAGUUGUUGUCGGCAUUCUUCUUCGUAGCUGCACUUUCUUACCAAGACGUUGAAGGUAUAAAAGAGAAUAUUCAUCUCUGUAUUUUGUUUUUACACUUAUUUUUAUUAUUUUUACUUUUUUGUAUUUCCCAGCGCUGAGUAUCAAAACUGGAAUAUGCAAGGUCACCAUUACUACUCCUGGUCUGUUUGCGUGUGAAAAGGUUUCCUUUGAGAAGCCUUUCAAUGGCGGGCAGGAUGUGAAAGUUUUCGUUUCCAAAAGCCACACAACAAAGUGUUAUGGUGGUGGAGAUGGCGCGGCUAUUUGGGUGGAAUCUGUGGAUAAUAAAGAAUUUACAGUUUGUGUUUUGGAGUACGGAGAUGGUUCUAGUGGGACUGCGAAAGUGAACUGGAUGGCGCUGCAAUCUGUUCCCGUUGGCGCUCAACUAGACACAGUCUCGUUGGAUUCUUGGACUACUGGAGAAAAGUGUAAAAGGAUCGCCUUUGAAAAGGUUACCUCUGUUUCCCCUUGCGUUUUCGUUAAGUUAAUAGUUCUUACUCAUUUACUAGGUAUUUCUGUUUGCUCAAACCUAGACACAAGAUUUCACUACGUCAUUUUUUAAGCUUUGCUUGACUAAGUGGCUUUAACUUCCUCUUUAUUUAUUUAGCUCGUAGGAGCUGCAGACUUUCCAUUUGUAGUCCUCCUUAUAUCUUUAAGUCAUGCCAUAUAACAUUGUUGCAUCAUAAAAUACGAUUCUUUAUUUGUUUACCAAGAUCUGAUAUAUAUUGCUACCUCUAUUUUCUUCCAUCAAAGUUAUCUUGCAAUCUGUCCUCCACUUUUUUUGAUCAUUUCAAUUUUUUUUUAUUUACAUUAACACAUCUUUAAAGAGGUUUAACAAUCUUCAUAUUUUUGCUAAUUUUUGCUCUAAAAAAUUUAGUGAGAAAGUCUAUAUUUCGAUUCCUUUUGUGACUACGUUGCCAAGUUCAUGAUUAUCAUUUUAUUUGCUGAUUUGCAAAUUCUGUGUUUAUUUCGUAAAACUGUUCUUAGUUUUUCAUCUGCACUAGGAAAUUCCAUCCAAUUUGCUUCUUUCAAGUUCAAAAUGAUUUUUUCUAUCACACUUCCAUCGUUUUAUAUCAUACCCUUGUUUGUUUGAAAGAUAAAUGUAAUUGAUUAUUUAUUUCCUUCUCUUUUACUUUUUCAGCGUUUCUCAAUUCCUCCGAGCAUCUACGUAACAGCUCGUCACCAAAUUCUCAAGAGACCUCAGGACGCCUUGGCAUUGUGGGUAGAGGAUGUACGCAGAGACAGUUUUAAGGUUUGCCUCAGGGAAACUAAGAUUUUUGAUGGUCUGCAUAAAAACAUCAAGGUGGUAAGUGAAUUCCUUUUGUUACCUGUAACAUGUUUGAAAGUAGACUCACGCGACAACCAAGCGGUUCCUCCCUUGCUGCAACUUACAGGGGCUGUGCCCUAGCAGAACCCAGUUGCCUCUGAGCUCUACCUUUGCUCUAUGCCUACUAGGAAAUCGUAGCUUUUUUCAUCCUAUCCUAGAUCCUAUGUUGGGUACCCUAUGUUGGGUACCCUGUGAUUUACACAGGUUCAGAGCAAUGGGCUCCCAGUCUCUUAGAAACAACCUUGACUUGAGAAAGAAUAUAUUGAUAACAUUGUUAACACUUUUUCACUUGUCCUUCAGGACUGGAUAGCAUUUGUUAAGCUGAUGACGCUGAAUUCUACCUUGAUCCAUGGCCUUGUAACAACAAAGAAUAACUCACCACUAAACAAGCAACAAAGCAAGGCCCUCUGUCAGGUAAAGUAACUAAUAAACUAUACUGUUUUGGUUUCUCAGUCACUUAUAUUCAUAAACAGAAAAUAUCGUCAACUAUACUAUUUAAACAACAUAUUAUCGUCAACUAUUUAGACAACAUAUAUCAUAUACCGCAUAUGUGUAGAAAAACUUAAUAACGCUGAUUCUUUUCUUGUUUUUUUAUAGAUAAUAAAGUUCACUGAUGCUUUCUAUGCCCCUCCGAUAGUAAUGGUUUCACCAAGACUCAGUUACCAUAACAACAACUCCCGUUUCUAGGCUUCUGGAACUUGUAACGCAGUUACUGUGUGGAUUCAG
Porites lobata is the source of this 2117-nucleotide messenger RNA. NCBI's taxonomy places the organism in Eukaryota, Metazoa, Cnidaria, Anthozoa, Scleractinia, Poritidae. The record is from the annotation of a GenBank genome assembly.